CGAAGGUGCAACGAGACCUUUAGAGUCUCGGGUUAGUCUGUUGUCAACCAACAGCGAGGAAGCAUGGACUUCACAUCACUUUGCACUGUUGUUGCUGUUGUGAGAAUCCUUUCCAACAAGUCACAGUUCUUUCUGCACGAUUCAGUUAAGCUGAGCUGUGUGGACAAUAAAAACUCUUCUGACUGGAGAAUAAUGAGAAACACGACGAACAUCAAAAACAACGAGUGUUCAUCAACCUGGGGAAAGAGAAAUGGGUCAAACUGCCUAAUCGAUGCUGUUUACCUGUUUGACAGUGGACAGUACUGGUGUGAGUCCGGAACCGGAGCAUGCAGCGAGGUUAUAAAUGUUACUGUAACAGAUGGCCCUGUGAUCCUAGAGAAUCCUGCCCUUCCUGUAGCAGAGGGGGAAGCUGUGAUUCUGCGCUGCAUCCAUAACAAGGCCUCCUCCUUCAAUCUCACUCAGUUUUAUAAAGAUGGCCUCCUGAUUGGGAGCAGCUCGACUGGAACCGUCACCAUCCGUGAUGUUUCUAGGUCUGAUGAAGGCCUCUAUAAGUGUAACAUUACAGGAGCCGGUGAAUCCCCAGAGAGCUGGCUGUCAGUCAGAGGUAGCAAGCCUGACUCUUUUCACUUUCAUCCCACACACUUGUUACUUCCUGUUGUUGCCGUCUGUCUCUUGUUUGCCUCUGCGAUGCUGCUAUAUCUCUGGAGGAAUCUAAAAGCUAAAGUGGACGAUGACGUGUCCUACACUGAUGUUACCUUCCCACAGAAACUGCCAAAGACAAAUGCAGAGAUACCUUCUGAACCAACACUAUACUCAACAAUCAAACCAGGAGCCUGCUGAAGGGAUCCCACCUGCAAUGAUCACAUUUAAACGUCUUGUUAGAUUUUUACAUAUGUUGUCUGAUUACUUUGAUGUAUUUUUCAAG
Girardinichthys multiradiatus is the source of this 925-nucleotide messenger RNA. RefSeq names its product low affinity immunoglobulin gamma Fc region receptor II-a-like. The record is from RefSeq and is a predicted model, not a curated record. Gene Ontology annotation, biological process: cell surface receptor signaling pathway. Bases 64 to 840 code for a protein of 258 amino acids. The transcript is spliced from 6 exons. NCBI's taxonomy places the organism in Eukaryota, Metazoa, Chordata, Actinopteri, Cyprinodontiformes, Goodeidae. Gene Ontology annotation, molecular function: transmembrane signaling receptor activity.